AUUCUUCUGAGUUGUACUUGAAGCCGCCAAAAUGGUUCUAGCAGACCUUGGAAGAAAAAUAACUUCAGCAUUACGCUCACUGAGCAAUGCUACGAUUAUCAAUGAAGAGGUUUUAAAUGCUAUGUUAAAAGAAGUAUGUACAGCAUUACUGGAAGCUGAUGUUAAUAUUAAACUUGUGAAGCAACUCAGAGAAAAUGUCAAGUCUGCAAUUGAUCUUGAAGAAAUGGCAUCUGGCCUUAACAAAAGAAAAAUGAUUCAGCAUGCUGUCUUUAAGGAACUUGUUAAGCUUGUAGAUCCUGGAGUCAAAGCAUGGACACCUACCAAAGGAAAACAGAAUAUUAUAAUGUUUGUUGGUUUGCAAGGAAGCGGUAAAACAACGACCUGUUCAAAGUUAGCAUACUUCUAUCAGAGGAAAGGUUGGAAGACAUGUUUAAUAUGUGCAGACACGUACAGAGCAGGUGCUUUUGACCAGUUAAAGCAGAAUGCCACAAAAGCAAGAAUCCCCUUUUAUGGGAGUUAUACAGAAAUGGAUCCUGUAAUUAUUGCCUCAGAAGGUGUUGAGAAAUUUAAGAAUGAAAAUUUUGAAAUAAUCAUUGUGGAUACAAGUGGACGUCACAAACAGGAAGACUCUUUGUUUGAAGAGAUGUUACAAGUUGCUAAUGCCAUACAACCAGAUAACAUUGUUUAUGUGAUGGAUGCUUCUAUUGGCCAAGCUUGUGAAGCUCAAGCUAAAGCUUUCAAAGAUAAAGUAGAUGUAGCUUCUGUUAUAGUUACGAAGCUUGAUGGACAUGCAAAAGGAGGUGGAGCUCUUAGUGCAGUUGCUGCCACAAAGAGUCCUAUUAUUUUUAUUGGAACUGGUGAACACAUAGAUGACUUUGAACCCUUUAAAACGCAGCCCUUCAUCAGCAAACUUCUUGGUAUGGGUGACAUUGAAGGAUUGAUAGAUAAAGUAAAUGAGUUAAAGUUGGAUGAUAACGAAGCACUCAUAGAAAAGCUCAAACAUGGUCAGUUUACAUUAAGAGAUAUGUAUGAACAGUUCCAGAACAUCAUGAAAAUGGGACCAUUCAGUCAGAUUUUGGGUAUGAUCCCUGGUUUUGGAACUGACUUCAUGAGUAAAGGCAAUGAACAGGAGUCAAUGGCAAGGCUAAAGAAACUGAUGACUAUAAUGGACAGUAUGAAUGACCAAGAACUUGACAGUACGGACGGUGCCAAAGUUUUCAGCAAGCAGCCAGGAAGAAUCCAAAGAGUAGCAAGAGGUUCAGGUGUUUCCACCAGAGAUGUUCAGGAGCUUUUGACCCAAUACACUAAGUUUGCACAGAUGGUGAAAAAGAUGGGAGGCAUCAAAGGGCUUUUCAAAGGUGGUGAUAUGUCAAAGAAUGUAAACCCAUCUCAGUUGGCCAAACUGAACCAACAGAUGGCAAAGAUGAUGGAUCCAAGAGUUCUUCAUCAUAUGGGUGGCAUGGCAGGACUGCAAUCAAUGAUGAGACAGUUUCAACAAGGUGCUGCUGGGAAUAUGAAAGGCAUGAUGGGAUUCAAUAACAUGUAAAGAAGCCUUAAAAAAAUGGACUUGGUUGACUCUUCAUUGCUACUUCAGUGAAAGAAUUUGCUUUCUUCCUUUUUACAGUGAUGGGAGAGUGAUCUUUUGAAAUCUUAUUCAGGCUUCUCAGUUUCUACAUCUAAUUUCUGAAAAGGAUUUUUGCUUAAAUUAGUUCCUCUCCACUAAUACCUGAUGGCACAAAGAAUAAUUGAGUUUAAUAAAACAAAAUCAUUAUGUAAAAUUUUAAUAUUUAGAGACACUUUUUAAUUGUUUACAUCAAAGGGCAGCCAUUAUAUUUGUAAACAACCCUGAUCUUUGGUUAUAGUAACAUAAAAUGUCACAAAUAUACUGUAAAAUAAAAUAAGUGGUUAUAAA
Molecule: messenger RNA, 1912 nt
Organism: Mesitornis unicolor (brown roatelo)
Lineage: Eukaryota; Metazoa; Chordata; Aves; Mesitornithiformes; Mesitornithidae
Gene: SRP54
Product: signal recognition particle 54kDa
Exons: 15
Coding region: 32-1546 (504 amino acids)
Biological process (GO): SRP-dependent cotranslational protein targeting to membrane; SRP-dependent cotranslational protein targeting to membrane, translocation
Cellular component (GO): cytosol; signal recognition particle, endoplasmic reticulum targeting
Molecular function (GO): 7S RNA binding; GTPase activity; ATP hydrolysis activity
Source: RefSeq, a predicted model, not a curated record